AGACAUGCCAGGGAAUCCUCGAUUUCUGUUCGCUAGGGCAUGGGGCACUUCGCGAUAUAGGGGUUCUGCUUGAGGGACCGGUCGGCAGAGCCUGGUUCCUCAGAGAGCGCUUCAUGCGCCAGACGAUGGGCAACUUCGAUCAUGACGUUCCCUUAUUGCCUCUACUAGAGAUACAGUCCGCAGGGGAUCUUACGUCCCGAAAGACGGAGGACCUUAUGUUAGGCAUUGAUGCAGUCCUUUUUCUGGAGGAGGGGGAUUACGCGACAUAUCGCCAUACGUACCUAAUGCCUCCGCUGUCAGGUGUCCGUAUCCCAAGGAGGAGAGCUGCUGACAUGCCUUCCUCGAGUUGCGCCCGGACUGGAGGCAUUCCUUUGACCAACGAGGCAACUCAUCGAGGGGCGGGACUGGAUGGAUGCCCUCGACUUGCCAGUAUGUUGGAUGGCCAGACCUUCCGACCGGGCUGACAGGCUGGGAGUAUAGGACACCAUACCUGAUUCCACUGGAGCCUCCACGGCCAGAUCACCGAUACCCUCCCAGAGAGUACAUUGAAGGGUUACUCGGAGUGGUGGCUUCACUCGAGGGCAUGGUUCUGCGGAGGGAGACGAUGCUUUGUGCCUCCGGUGUUCAGGUCCCACCUUUGUGGACUGGGCCAUCUAGGCCUUCUCGAGCAGCUAAGAGAGGAGUCUCAGCGCGUGGCCGAGGGGGACGCAAGGCACCUAUCAGUCAGGAUGACCAGGAGUCUAGUGAGGAGGAGGAGUCGGCACAUCCUCAGUCUGAGACAUCUACAGGCAGGGAUGAAGACUCAGGUUUUGGUUCGGAGGACGGAGGCGACACUAAGGAGGCUUCCGAGGGUGGUGACUCCGAUUCAGACAGAGAUGCUGACGAUGGUGGCGCAGAGACUGCUCAGCCGAAGAGGGUGAAGAGGGCCUCUCGGUCUUAAGCUUGUUAGCAUUGAUGCAGACGUUCCUACUUUAUUUUUCUUUUUACAUGUAGUUGUAGCACAUUGUACAGCUUAGGCAGUUUUAUUUUUCUUCCAAAACUUGUACCCUUUUGUAAAAUGUUGUAAAAAGAAGCUAUGAUGGAAUGA
Molecule: messenger RNA, 1087 nt
Organism: Camellia sinensis
Lineage: Eukaryota; Viridiplantae; Streptophyta; Magnoliopsida; Ericales; Theaceae
Source: RefSeq, a predicted model, not a curated record